This is a messenger RNA of Dimorphilus gyrociliatus, 1588 nucleotides long. The record is from the annotation of a GenBank genome assembly. NCBI's taxonomy places the organism in Eukaryota, Metazoa, Annelida, Polychaeta, Dinophilidae.
AGUGCGCUAGCAGAGCAGUAGGGGCACUACCAGCAAUCUGAAAUUGUAGGAAGAAACGAUGGAUAUGAAUGAAGAAGAAGCGGCUGAAGUCGCAGACAAAUUCAAGGAAGAAAGUGUUGAAUCAUUUAGAAAUAAACAACGCAGGAGAAGCAGUAUUCAAGCUCCUAGGAUAAUCGAUCCUAAUCGAAGGACAUCUAGUGUAUCUAAUGAAUCUUGCUCAUCGUAUACAGGAAGCUCUUCCGAUGAAGAGGGUAUAAACCCAAGGGAAAAAACACAGAAAUCUUCAGCAGGAUUUACUGACUUUUGUGUUAGAAACAUUGAGAUUCAUAGCGUUGGUAGAAAAGAGAUCGAAAUUGCCGAACAGAUUGAUAUGUGCGGUCUCAUGGCACUGAGAAGGAGAGCAAAGACGGAUAAGCCACUCCAUGGAGCAAAAAUUAUCGGAUGUACACAUAUUACCCCUCAAAUGGCGGUAUUGAUAGAGACUCUCAUAGCAUUAGGAGCGCAAGUUAGAUGGGCUGCUUGCAACAUUUACUCUACACAAAAUGUCGUUGCUGCCGCUUUGGCAGAAGCAGGAGUUUCAAUAUUUGCUUGGAAAGGAGAAAGUGAGGAAGAUUUUUGGUGGUGUAUUGAUAAAGCUAUUCACGCUGACAAUUGGCAGGCCAACAUCAUUUUAGAUGAUGGGGGUGAUGCAACACAUCAUAUGCUAAAAAAAUAUCCAACGGCAUUUAGCAUGUUGAAGGGCAUAGUUGAAGAAAGUGUUACUGGGGUACAUAGGCUCUACCAGCUAUCUAAAACUCAAAAAUUAGUGGCACCAGCUAUGAACGUAAACGAUUCUGUUAUGAAAACCAAAUUCGACGCCUUCUACUGUUGUCGAGAAUCUGUUGUUGAUGCCCUAAAGAGAGCUACCGAUGUUAUGUUGGGUGGCAAGCAUGUAUUAGUCUGUGGUUAUGGAGAAGUUGGAAAGGGAGUGAGUGCUGCCCUUAAGGCCGUUGGUUGUCAUGUGAUGGUGACAGAAAUUGAUCCAAUUUGUGCAAUCCAGGCUUGCAUGGAUGGAAUUCGUGUUGUGAAAAUAAGUGAUGCAGUGGGCUCCGUUGACAUUGUUAUUAGCUGUACUGGUAAUAAAAAUGUUGUUACUAAGGAACACAUGGAUUCAAUGAAAAAUGGCUGCAUUGUAUGUAAUAUGGGGCACUCGAACACAGAAAUCGAUGUCAAUGCAUUAAAAAAUGCUACUGAAUUGACUUGGGAGAGAGUUCGGUCACAAGUUGAUCACGUAAUUUGGCCCAAUGGCAAAAGAAUUAUUUUGUUAGCUGAAGGACGACUGGUUAACAUGAGCUGUACAACUCUACCGUCUCUCGUCAUUUCGAUUGCAGCCUGCACUCAAGCUUUAGCUUUAAUUGAAUUGUUUGUCGCACCAACUGGACGCUACAAAAAUGAUGUUUAUCUUUUACCUAAGAAGAUGGAUGAGUACGUGGCCACCUUACAUUUAUCAGUUUUUCAAGCUCGCUUGACUGAAUUAUCAGAAGAGCAAGCAAGAUAUUUAGGUCUAAACAAGAGUGGACCGUUUAAACCUAACUAUUAUAGAUACUGA